Messenger RNA from Pichia kudriavzevii, 2961 nucleotides. RefSeq lists its product as uncharacterized. The transcript has a single exon. Gene Ontology annotation, cellular component: nucleotide-excision repair factor 2 complex; nucleus; cytoplasm. The record is from RefSeq and is a predicted model, not a curated record. Gene Ontology annotation, biological process: nucleotide-excision repair; mismatch repair. The coding region runs from base 1 to 2961 and encodes 986 amino acids. Gene Ontology annotation, molecular function: damaged DNA binding; single-stranded DNA binding. NCBI's taxonomy places the organism in Eukaryota, Fungi, Ascomycota, Pichiomycetes, Pichiales, Pichiaceae.
AUGAGUGUUCCCAGUCAAUACAAGGACUUGUUGAGAAACGCGUUACAGCAGGAGCGGACUAUCAAAUGGACCAAUGGCUCUACCCAAGCGCCAUUGAAGAGCCCCAAACGACGUCGAAUUCUCAGUCCCGUUGAGAGAAUGCGUGAGUUGAAGAAAAAGAAAGAAACUGAUGGUGAGCCAAAAGACGAAAGAUAUGUCAUCCAUAUUAACGAUGAGGACAAUGAUGAUAUCAGUAUGAAACGGAGCUUCGAAGGCCAGAAAAGUGAACGACCAGAUCCACUCAGUGGAAAACAUGAUGAGGACAAUAAAGAAGGAUUUUCAGACACCGGUGAUUUGGAUAAAUCUGAAGAAGAUGAAGAAAUCGAUUCUGACGAAUUUGAGGAUGUUGAUCUUGAUGGAACAUCUUUUAUGGAUGAUGCAGAUGGAGAUGAGAGUGAAAAUGAAGAAAUUAAUAUUACCAUCCAAAAGAAUGCACAUAAUAAAAGAGCAACUAAGGGAAGUGUUAUAUCAAGUGAAGAGCGUAUUUUCAGAAGAAAAUUGCAUCUGAUGCAUCUGUUUGUAAUGGUUGGACAUGGUGUUACUAGAAAUGCAUGGUUGUCAGAUCCCAAGUUUCUGCUAAAUCUACAGAAACAGAUACCACUCAAACUAAAAAAAGAAUUGCAAGAAUAUCAGCAACAUCGUCAGAAGUCUAAUGUCACAGCCCAAUCGAAAACUAGAAGAUUGUUGGAUCUUUUAAGGCAUUUGAUGGAAUAUUGGCAAAGAGUGUGGAAAAUUGAUUCAAGGGCCCCAGUGCUAUACAAAAAGUUGUGGCCAGAGAUUAAAAAUCAAAGAAUACUACCGAAUAUGAAAAAGCAAAGGUUAUCGAAAGAGAACUUCCAUGCUUCAAUUCUUUCUCACGUUGGUUCAAGGGAUAUUUCGGCACAAGGCUUUGUGGCACUUUUGAGAUCUCUAAAUCUUCAGGCUAGAUUGGUUUUUUCUAUACAACCGCCUGAUUUUACAAAUAUGAAAAAAUGUGAAGAUAAAUCAGAAGACAAAGACUCGAUGCCUAGAGAAGCAUCUAAAUGGAGUCCACGUAAAACCAGCAAACCUGCAAAUGUAAAAGAGAACCUCCUUUCGGCACUGAGAUCAAGAAAAGCAUAUACAAACACAGUGACUAAGACCCAAGCCCAACAUAGGGAAGAGUUUGCUGAAAAGUUUGGUGGGUGGCCAGUAUUUUGGGCUGAAGUUUGGGACAAAGAUUCGAAAAAAUACAUAACCAUUGAUCCCAUAGUUAAAAAACUAAUUGAAGUGGUAAGUUGGAAAUCUAAACUGGAGCCUCCUAUGAACAGCAUCCGAAAUAAUGCAUGGUAUGUGGUUGGUUAUGAUCGUGUGGGUGGCAUUCGGGAUGUUACAAGGCGUUAUGCCAAGGAGUACAACGCUAAAGUGCGUAAAAAGAGAAUCACCAGAGAUCCCAAAUGGGAACUGUGGUGGGCAUCGUUAUUAAGAGGAGCUUGUUCGAAGAAAAGACUGAACGAUAACCGGGUUGAUAAGUUUGAACAGAUUGAAUUUGAAGAGUUGAGCCUGAAGGAAGGUAUGCCGUCUAACGUAGGUGAUUUCAAAGGCCAUCCGGUAUAUGUUCUUGAAUCGGAUCUAAAAUAUAAUGAGAUCCUGUACCCGAAGAUCUCAUGUGGUGGAUUAUCGAAUAAGGGGAAAUCGAAGAAGGCCUCGAAUGGAUUCAUCCCUGUGUAUAAAAGGAAGAACGUUCACAUAGUAAGGAGUGCAAGGGGGUGGUUCAUGAAAGGUAGGGUGUUAAAAAUGGGGGAGAGACCAAUGAAGAUACGGAAAAAAGGUACCAAUACCAAUACAAGAAAGAAAGGACGAGAAGAUGAUUUCAGGCUUAGUGACAGCGAUAUUGGUAAUGGUGAUAACGAUGAUGACACGCGUUUAUAUGCAGAGUUUCAAACUGAGAAAUAUGUUCCUCCUCCAGUGAUUGACGGAAAAAUACCCAGAAAUGCAUACAAGAAUAUCGAUAUCUACGAACCAUGGAUGGUUCCUGAAGGAUGCGUUCAUAUAAGGAACCCUUAUGCAGAAAAGGCAGCAAGAUUAAUGGGUAUCGAGUAUGUGCCUGCUGUUGUUGGUUUCGACUUCAAAUCACAUCGGGAGGUCAACACCAAAAUUCAAGGUGUAGUAACUUUUGACGAAUUUAAAGAUGCUGUUGAGUUAGUGUGUGAAGGGUUAAAGGAGGUGGAAGAAGAAGAUAAUAAAAUUAGAGAAGAUAUAAUCAACUUGAGAGCAUGGAAGGUUUUACUUACAAGGCUAAAGAUUAACAGGAGACUUAUUGCAGAGCAUGGCGAGGUUGAAGAUGAUGAUGAAGAUGCGUAUAAGGUAAAUGAUAAUGACAGCGGCGAGGAUGUUUCCAAUGAUGAUUCCAAUGGUAUUGGUGGUGGCGGUUUUCUCUACAAUAGUUCGAUUACUUUACCUGCAUCAUCGCGGACUAGAAGCCGUUAUCAACAUGAAGACAUGCCAAUAUAUGAGAGAUCUGAUUUGAGUGCUAGCGACUUUGAGGAUGAAGUUGCGGAUGAAAACAAUAUACAAUAUAAGAACAUUCCAUUGGCUUUGCAAAGGAAAGGGAAAUUGAGGAAAGCGGCUGCCAAGCCCAAGUCAGGGGAAACACCAUCUUCACCUGUCGAUGCACCUGUUGGUACCUUAAGUGUAGCAGAAGGGGGGAUGCUGAAUGAGAAAGAUGAUUUGGUUUAUAAUCCUGAAGGUUCAGAUGGUUAUAAUGGUGGCGAAGACAGUGACAGUAGUGAGGAGGAGGUAGAUGAAGAUGAUGAGCGUAUGAAAGAAUUGGAUAAGGAUAUGGACUUUGGAGACUUAGAUGAUGUCCAUGUCGAAAAUGAUAGUGCUGAAGCAAACUCUAGUGGCGAUAACCGAACAGCACCAACUCCUAAUGAUGACUACGAAUUUGAGUUCAGUGAAUAG